Messenger RNA from Aegilops tauschii subsp. strangulata, 759 nucleotides. RefSeq lists its product as uncharacterized. The record is from RefSeq and is a predicted model, not a curated record. NCBI's taxonomy places the organism in Eukaryota, Viridiplantae, Streptophyta, Magnoliopsida, Poales, Poaceae.
AUGUGUGCCAACAGUACUACUUCCAGCAAAGAGCAGCGCACGCGGGUUUUCAUUGCAAGUGCCAAUGCUGUCUUGAAGCAGUGUGGUGCUACGGCUGUUGAAGAAUUUCAGAUCAAGUUCCCAUUCGACAACCUGCUAGUUGAUCAUCUCAAUAACUGGGUGAAAUUUGCUGUCCUGUCACGGGCAAAGAAUCUAGCAAUUGAGUUGGAGCCGGAGGACUUAAGAUGCUGCAAACAUCGGCACGUGUUCCCGUUUGAGCUUUUCGACAAACAAAGCAUGUCCCGCCUUGAGGUAUUUUACUUGCCAGAGGUUGUGACCAAGUUUUCUCAUCUGAAGUAUCUACAGCUGAGGUUGUAUUUUUCUGGUCAGGACAAUCUCCUCUCCUUGGCUUCUUUUCUCAAGGCUGCCCCUCUACUAGAGGAGUUAGAUAUACAUUUUCAGCGCCGCUCCUUUCCGCUGAAUGAUUUUGAGAAGUUACCUAUCAGGAGCCUUCCUCCGUGUCGCCACGGUCAUCUAAAGAGGGUGCUCAUCACAGGGUUCCAUGGGGCCCGGGGUGAGAUUGAACUUGCAGCUCAUGUUGCAGAUAACUCCACCAGGCUUCAGGCCUUGGUCAUAGAUCCAGUCAUGAGAGAUGUGGAUAGGAAUAUGCCUGCUUUAACGCCCGAGGGAAGAGCUAUGUACUGGGAUCUUGCCCGUAAGAAUGCUAAGAAGUACCUUGCCAGGAGAGUCGCACAGGGUGCACGGUUUGAUGUUCUGUGA